Molecule: messenger RNA, 1894 nt
Organism: Lemur catta (Ring-tailed lemur)
Lineage: Eukaryota; Metazoa; Chordata; Mammalia; Primates; Lemuridae
Gene: PMAIP1
Product: phorbol-12-myristate-13-acetate-induced protein 1
Exons: 2
Coding region: 163-327 (54 amino acids)
Biological process (GO): release of cytochrome c from mitochondria; DNA damage response; apoptotic process
Cellular component (GO): mitochondrion
Source: RefSeq, a predicted model, not a curated record
UGGAGCGGCCGUCUGGCUCCGAGCUUGUAGCGUCCCGGUCCCACCACCGCGUCCCGCCGCCCUGCCCGUGUGCGGUACGCGUCCCGCAGGCGCCCGAGGUGCUCGGGUUGGGGGACUGACACCCUGGGGUCCUCUGCAGAGUUCGUGGUGACACUUACCAAGAUGCCCAUGAAGAGGGCGCGUAGGAACGCGCAACCGAACCCGGCGCGGCCUCGGACAGAGAUCCAAGAGGAGUGUGCCCUUCAACUCAGGAGAAUUGGAGACAAACUGCAUUUCCAGCAGAAACUUCUGAAUCUGAUAGCCAAACUUCUCCGCUCAGGAACCUGACUACAUCAAAAACUUUGCAUGAGGAGACUCCUUCAAAAGGGAAGUUUCCUGAAGUAUGUACAGAUUUCGUGAAUUGGAAGACAUCUCAUGGUAAUUGAAAGAAAUGAGAAGGAAGAUGCAUUUGCUUUUGGAUGCUCUUGGAAACGGAAGAUGGAAUACAUCAAAAAUGAAUUUCUGUCGGAGGUUUCCCAGAUGUCAUUCUUUGGGAUGUGAGGACAUUAUAUAAUCUUUGUUUAUUUGAAAGCAAGAAUGGAAGAACCUUGAAAAUAGGGAAGUGUAGCUAUUGAUACAUUUCUUUUAUGCUUAGAGAGUUAUUCUUUUUUUUCUUUAUUUUUGCUGAAAGUUACUGCCCAACCUGGUGUAAAAGGAGUUGACAGAUAAGAUUAAGACUGGAAGAAACAGUUCAGUGUUGUUUACAUUUUUUUUUUGUUUUUUUUUGUUUUUUGUUUUGCUUUUCAAUGUCAACUCCAGAGCAAUGUAUGCUGUUUAGUUUAUGUGUAUUAAUCUUGUUAAAAGAACAUUUCAUUGUGAGAACACUGAAUGUCAUAGCGAAUGUUUAUUUCAUAGGUCACUACAUAAUGUAAAAUAAGUUGAUAAUUUGUUUCUUUUUACUCAAAUUGUAUUGCUUCUGUUCAGAUGUCCUUUCACUAAUGUGUUCCUGAGGGCAUUAACUGGAAAGUAUGGAAAACUGGAAAGUAGCUUUGAAAUAAUUGGAUUUUAUAGGAAGUAAAACUCUGGCAGAUUGAAUAUUACAUGGUAAAAGAGUAUGGGGAUUUUGUAUAAGCAGGAAAAAUGAAAAAGAUUAUAGAACUUGAUUUUUUAAUUGGUGUAAUUAAAACUUAGUAAAACAGUCAAGUAACUUGGUAAGAAAAUAAAUGUGUUUCUAAGGAAGUUUCUAAAAAUUUGUAAAAUGCGCCUUUUCACAUUAGUUGGUGCUUAUCCUAUGGAAAGAGAUCUUUUAAAAGAAAUAAAGAAUAUUUUCAUGAUUAGAAUAUACUUUUCUUAAAGAGGGAACGCUAUUUCUCAUCCCAGAAUGAAAAUCCCAUGUAUACAUAUAUAUGUGCACACACAUAUGUAUAUAUAUGGAUAUCCAUACGGAUAAUUUGUUUUACAGUAUUAUGUAGAUUGUUAGAAGAGUUUCCUAAGUUUCAUUUUUUUAAAUCUGGGCUACAAACAAAGUCCUCAAAUACAUAAGCAAUAAUGUCACGAUUGAAUUUCAGCAGGAAUAACUUUAUUUUACCUAUUUAUAAUUAAAAUAUUUUUGUUUUGUUUGAAAAUGUGUAUUAAGGUUGCAUUUUUGAGUUAUGAGACAAGGGUUUUAUAACUACUUGAAUUUUUAAAGUAAAAAUAAUAUGGUCUGUAGUCACUUUUGAUGAAAAAUUACCUCACAUCUGCUUUCUUCAGUGUUACUUAAGGCUGUUUAGUUGGAAGGUUUUUUUUUUCUGCCUAGAGGUAGGUAGAUAUUUUGCCAUAUGGGUAUUUAUGGUCUGUAACUGUAUUUCAAUGUGUAUGCACAUAUGAAAGUUGAUAUCUUGGCAGUAUAAAACUAUUAAAAGUUGUCACUCUU